Messenger RNA from Xylona heveae TC161, 1485 nucleotides. RefSeq lists its product as hypothetical. Bases 1 to 1485 code for a protein of 494 amino acids. NCBI's taxonomy places the organism in Eukaryota, Fungi, Ascomycota, Xylonomycetes, Xylonales, Xylonaceae. The transcript has a single exon. The record is from RefSeq and is a predicted model, not a curated record.
AUGCUGUCCAAAGUCCCUUCCACAGAAGUUCAGAAACCUCUGCCAACAGCCGCUCCGAGUCACUCGGUGAAGAACUCAAUCUACUCAAGUACGCAGAUAUCAGUCAACAGCGUCGAGUCCUUCGUCUCAGAAAAGGAACCGCAACCACUUCCUUCGAAACGCGGCACACGACCUGUCCGGUACCUUCGGCAUACAUUUUUCACCAUGUACCGAAGACUGUUCUCUGUUGUCUUCAUUGCCAAUGCUGCUGUUCUUGUGGCAUUGUUGGCUCGAAAGUACAAGUCGUCUUCAAACACGCUGAAACUAACAGAUGUUGCAACUGCCACUUCUGCCAACCUCAUGGUUUCUAUCCUGAUGCGGCAAGAGCAUGUCAUCAACUUGCUCUUCGUCAUCUGCGCCGCAGUCCCCAGAUGCGCACCACUGUGGAUCCGAAGAAGAUUCGCCAAGGUCUUCCAUUUCGGUGGUCUGCACAGCAGCUGUGGCACUGCAUCCGUGAUGUGGUUCUUGCUUUUCACCUACACCAUUACUGCGCAGUACUUGACUACUGCCGGCGCGGACGCGGACGCGGCGCAACGGGAUCCGGCAACACUUGCCGUCACAUACUUGAUCAUUGCGCUGCUGGUGGCGAUCUUGAUCUUUGCCAUUCCACGCUUCCGCAUCAAAGCACAUGAUAGCUUUGAGACCGUCCACCGGUUUGCGGGCUGGUCAGUGCUGCUGCUGUUCUGGAUCCACACCAUCAUCAUGACCAAUGCGAGCCGGCGCCAGACGGAGGACAUGUCGUCGCUGGGUCACGCCCUCGUCAUGACACCAACUUUUUGGUUCCUGAUAGUCAUCACCAUCAGCAUUGCGUACCCCUGGCUUCGACUCCGCAAGGUCGCCGUCCGCUCAGAAUACCUUUCCGACCACGCUGUCCGGAUGCACUUCAACUACAAGAUGAUCUUUUGCGCGGGCAUCCGUAUCUCCGACAGCCCUCUCAAGGAGUGGCACGCAUUUGCAACCAUCCCUGAGCCCGACGGGUCCGGCUUCUCGUUGGUCAUGUCUAACGCGGGCGAUUGGACCAACCGACAGAUACAGCGACAGCCGAGUCGGCUGUGGGUACGCGGCGACCCAACUUUCAACGUCUUGCGUUGCACCCCGCUCUUUGAACGCAUAGUGGUCGUCGCCACCGGCUCGGGAAUCGGACCCUGUCUCGCGCUCCAAAAUGCCAAGCCAGGGCAAUGCAGGAUGAUCUGGUCCACCCCGAAUCCGGAGGACACUUAUGGCAAGGCCAUCAUUGAUGCCGUCUACAAUGUCGACCCGCAAGCCAUCAUCAUCAAUACCAGGGCAACUGGUCGCCCAGACCUGGUCGCGCUCGCCUACCGCCUCUACCUCGAAGCCCAAGCCGAGGCCAUCUUUGUCGUGUCCAAUCAAAAAGUCACGCACAAGCUGGUCUAUGGUAUGGAGAGUAGGGGUAUACCAGCCUACGGACCCAUUUGGGAUUCCUAG